Messenger RNA from Salvelinus fontinalis (brook trout), 8935 nucleotides. Its product is annotated as collagen alpha-1(XI) chain-like. The record is from RefSeq and is a predicted model, not a curated record. The transcript has 60 exons. The coding region runs from base 309 to 6452 and encodes 2047 amino acids. Gene Ontology annotation, molecular function: extracellular matrix structural constituent. NCBI's taxonomy places the organism in Eukaryota, Metazoa, Chordata, Actinopteri, Salmoniformes, Salmonidae.
CUCCAGUGAGAUUGAGAGGGGGCAACACUUCUGAUCAGAGGCUCAACAGCGCAGGGUAGUUUCUUCAGAGGAGCGAAGAGGAGUGGAGAGGAAGAGUGCGCGAGAGAGGGUUCCCCAUCCUUCACAGAAACUGGAGGAAUCCACACUCUAAAACUAAUGGCUGCUUGAGAAAAUAAUAAUUUCCCCCCUCUCUCUUUCUCUGGGACCUUUGGCUACUAGUUCUCUCCUAAUCAGAAAUUGUCACAAGUCUUUUUUUCAGUUGCUCUUGAAAAAUUUAUCCGCCUUUGCCGUGGACGUCACUGGCGACCAUGGAUACCCAUAUAAGAUGGAAAGUAAAACGGAGGAUAAAGGACGCGCAAAUCACUUUAGCAAUAGUUCUACUUUUUGUCACAUCGCAAGCCAGUUCAGUGGAGCCAGCGGACCUCUUGAAGAUUUUAGAUUUCCCCAGUUUACCUGAGGGCGUUACGAAAACGACAGGUUUCUGCGCGCACAGGAAGUCAACGAAAGGCGCCGAUGUGGCCUACAGAGUAUCCAAAGAAGCCCAGCUCAGCGCCCCCACCAAACAACUGUACCCUGCUGAUGUGUUCCCUGAGGACUUCUCCAUCCUGGCUACGGUGAAGCCUAAGAAGGGCUCCCAGUCCUUCCUCUUGUCUGUGUAUAACGAGCAGGGCAUCCAGCAGCUGGGGGUAGAGGUGGGACGCUCCCCUGUCUUCCUGUAUGAGGACCACACAGGCAAACCCAGCCCAGAGGACUACCCCCUCUUCAGAGGACUCAACCUGGCUGAUGGAAAGUGGCACCGAGUGGCCAUCAGCGUUCACAAACAGAGCAUCACCAUCAUCCUGGACUGUAAAAAGAAGACCACCCAGAAACUGUCCAGGAGCCCACACCCCAUCAUCGACACCAAAGGAAUUGUGGUCUUCGGAACUAGAAUACUCGAUGAGGAAGUCUUUGAGGGAGACAUCCAGCAGCUGAUGAUUGUAGCCGAUCACCGUGCUGCCUAUGAUUACUGCGAGCACUACAGCCCCGACUGUGAGGUCCCUGUCCCAGAGCGGCCCCAGGCACAGGACCCCAACACAGACGAAUACAACACAGAGGAGGACAGCUAUUACUAUGAGUAUCCUUACUAUGAGGACAUGGAUGGGAAGCCUUCUGAGACUGAGACGGACGAAGCAGCUGGACCUGCCACGGAAGACGUAAAGGUGUCCGUGCCAGAGAGCGGCCGUGUCGUCACCUCCGUCAAAGAGGUGGUGUCAUCAGUAAGGGAGACAGAGAGUCAGGGAGCCGAGGGCAAAGUGUUGACCAGUACCGCCAACGCUGAAGCCGCCGCUGCUGCUGGAGCUGGGGAGGAUACCAGCCGCUACGACAACUACGAUACGGAAAGUUACGGCAACUACGAGACGUACUACGACGAGUCCACGGCCCUGCCCGACGUCAGUCGCAGGGUCACCAUCAGCAGUAGCAGCAUGGGGACGGGCGCAGGGGUGGCGCUGGACUUGGGGUCAAAGGUUGACCUGGGCACGGGCGCGGAGAUUGAGAAGGUCAUCACCACUAGUGGAGGAGUCACCAGGACAAGCAACAAGACCUCAUUAGCAACAGCCUACGAUGAGAACUAUGGCGAGGGCUAUGACCUGUCCUAUGGCGAGGGAGUGGAGGAUGAGUACGGAGUCGGCGGAGGUGGCCACGGCAGCAGAACCAGCAGCAGCCGUACUGUUGAGAUCGGCGCUGGCGGGGGAUCCGUAUCAGUCGGGGGCAGUUCUGUUUCUGCUGGGGGCGGUUCUGUCUCUGUGGGUGGAUCUGCCAGCGCCGGAGGCGGGGCGGCGAGCGCCGGAGGCGGGGGAGCUGGAGCCGGAGGCGGGGGAGCUGGAGCCGGAGGCGGGGGAGCUGGAGCCGGAGGCGGGGGAGCUGGAGGCUGGGGAACUGGAGGCGGGGGAGCCGGAGGCGGGGGAGCUGGAUUCGGAGGCGGAGGAGCUGGAGCCGGGGGAGCUGGAGGCGGGGGAGCUGGAUUCGGAGGCGGAGGAGCUGGAGCCGGGGGAGCUGGAGGCGGGGGAGCUGGAGCCGGAGCCGGGGGUUCCGUUGCUAGGGGAGCAGGGGGCCAGGGUGUGGAUAUUGAGGGAGAUUACACUGAUCUGGAGGGUGUUGGGUUUAAGGAGGAGUCCAUCUCUGAGUACGGGGAAGAAGAUUAUGGCUAUGGAGACCCGGACUACGAUGGACAGGGGGAAAAGGUGCUGCCGGCAGAGACAGACGAAUACUAUGGACAGGUUGAUGGGUCUCGAGGAGAGAAAGGACAGAAGGGAGAGCCUGCUAUCAUUGAGCCUGGAAUGCUGGUGGAGGGUCCACCCGGGUCUGAAGGCCCAACAGGUCUCCCUGGACCCCCAGGUUCCUCCGGCCCCCCGGGCAGCGCCGGAGAUGCAGGAGAGAGGGGUCCGAAUGGUCGUGCAGGUCUUCCUGGUGCGGAUGGUCUGCCAGGACCUCCAGGGACUGUCCUCAUGCUGCCUUUCCGGUUCAGUUCUGGAGGAGACUCUGGACAGAAGGGACCUCAGGUGUCUGCUCAGGAGGCUCAGAUGCAAGCCAUCAUGCAACAGGCCAGGCUUGCGAUGCGUGGUCCUACUGGCCCUAUGGGUUUGACUGGUAGAUCUGGUCCUCUGGGUUCUCCAGGUGUGUCUGGACUGAAGGGAGAUUCUGGAGAGACCGGUCCUCAGGGACCUCGUGGACCAAUGGGUUCUCAUGGACCCCUUGGGAAGCCUGGUAGAAGGGGACGCGCUGGAUCUGACGGAGCCAGAGGCAUGCCUGGUCAGACUGGAACCAAGGGAGACAGAGGGUUCGAUGGUUUAGCCGGACUUCCUGGUGAGAAGGGACACAGAGGCGAAUCUGGUCCCCAUGGACCUCCCGGACCCACAGGAGAGGAUGGAGAACGAGGAGACGAUGGAGAGAUUGGGCCACGUGGUCUGCCUGGUGAGCCAGGACCUCGUGGUUUGCUGGGACCAAAGGGACCUCAGGGACCUCCCGGACAACUUGGUGUGACUGGAAUGGAUGGCCACCCUGGACCCAAAGGAAACAUUGGACCCCAAGGAGAGCCUGGCCCCAGCGGACAGCAAGGAAACCCAGGUGCUCAGGGACUUCCAGGUCCUCAGGGAGCCAUCGGGCCCCCUGGAGAUAAGGGUCCUACCGGAAAGCCAGGACUGCCAGGAAUGCCCGGAGCUGACGGACCCCCGGGUCACCCAGGAAAGGAAGGACCCAACGGAGAGAAAGGACAUUUGGGUCCCACUGGCUCUCAAGGCCCAAUCGGUUAUCCCGGUCCCCGAGGCGUGAAGGGAGCCGAUGGUGUACGAGGCCUGAAAGGAGGAAAGGGUGAAAAGGGAGAAGAUGGAUUCCCUGGCUUCAAGGGAGAUAUGGGAAUCAAGGGUGACAGGGGUGAGCUGGGACCUGCAGGACCCAGAGGAGAGGACGGACCUGAGGGGCCCAAGGGUCGCUCCGGUCUCCCUGGAGAUGCUGGCCCUCUCGGACCCAACGGCGAAAAGGGCAAACUGGGCGUUCCAGGGUUGCCAGGAUACCCCGGAAGACAAGGGCCAAAGGGAUCUCAGGGAUUCCAAGGUUUCCCCGGAGCCAACGGAGAGAAAGGAGCAAGGGGACUUGCAGGGAAGGCUGGCCCAAGAGGACAGAGAGGACCAACGGGGCCUCGUGGAGAGAGGGGACCAAGGGGACCAACAGGAAAAGCUGGACCAAAGGGUACCUCAGGAAGUGACGGCCCUCCAGGACCUCCCGGUGAGAGGGGUCUUCCAGGGCCUCAGGGACCAACAGGAUUCCCCGGACCAAAGGGCCCACCCGGCCCCGCUGGGAAAGAUGGUCUGCCCGGACACCCUGGACAGAGAGGAGAGACUGGUUUCCAAGGCAAGACUGGCCCACCUGGACCCCCAGGAGUGGUCGGACCUCAGGGCCCCACAGGUGAGACGGGUCCAAUGGGAGAACGUGGCCACCCCGGACCCCCAGGCCCACCCGGUGAGCAGGGUCUUCCUGGUUCUGCUGGUAAAGAGGGAGCUAAGGGUGACCCAGGUCCCGCUGGCCCGGCUGGUAAGGACGGUCCCCCUGGUCUGAGAGGGUUCCCAGGAGAGAGAGGUCUACCCGGACCAGUGGGGGCUCACGGCCUGAAAGGGAGCGAAGGCCCCAACGGCCCACCUGGGCCUGCUGGUUCCCCUGGUGAGCGUGGUCCUGCUGGCACAGCGGGACCCACCGGACUCCCCGGACGACCAGGACCUCAGGGACCCCCAGGACCCGCAGGAGAGAAGGGUGGACCGGGAGAGAAAGGACCACAAGGCCCCGCUGGUAGAGACGGUGUCCAGGGACCGGUGGGUCUGCCUGGCCCCGCUGGACCUCUUGGAUCCCCAGGAGAGGAUGGAGACAAGGGAGAGAUCGGAGAGCCAGGCCAGAAGGGAAGCAAAGGAGACAAAGGAGAGCAUGGUCCACCUGGUCCUACUGGUCCCCAAGGCCCAGUCGGAGCGCCUGGUCCUGCUGGAGCUGAUGGAGAGCCCGGUCCCAGAGGUCAGCAGGGUCUGUUUGGCCAGAAGGGAGAUGAAGGAGCCAGAGGAUUCAACGGACCCCCAGGCCCAGUUGGACUGCAGGGAUUGCCUGGUCCCGGCGGUGAGAAGGGAGAAACCGGAGACGUGGGUCAGAUGGGUCCUCCCGGUCCCCCUGGCCCCAGAGGCCCCUCCGGACCCCCAGGAGCUGACGGCCCUCAGGGACCCCCUGGUGGUAUUGGAAACCCCGGUGCUGUUGGAGUGAAGGGUGAUUCGGGUGAAAGCGGAGAGCCUGGUCUUCAGGGAGAACUUGGCGGACCUGGCCCAAGAGGAGAGCGAGGAGAGAAGGGAGAGGGCGGUCCCGCUGGCUCUGCUGGACCCCCCGGCCCUAAAGGUCCCCCUGGAGACGACGGUCCUAAAGGAAGUCCUGGUCCAAGUGGUUUCCCUGGUGAUCCUGGUCCCCCUGGCGAGAUCGGACAGGCUGGUUUAGACGGUCCUCCUGGUGACAAGGGAGACGACGGAGAGGCUGGUCAACCUGGUUCCCCUGGACCCACCGGAGAGUCUGGUCCUUCCGGCCCACCAGGAAAGAGAGGCCCCCAUGGAACAGUUGGACCCGAGGGCAGGCAAGGAGAGAAGGGAGCCAAGGGAGAGUCUGGUCUGGAGGGCCCACAGGGAAAGACAGGCCCAGUUGGUCCUCAGGGAGCACCUGGCAAGCAAGGUUCGGAAGGUCUCAGAGGUAUCCCUGGCCCAGUUGGGGAACAAGGUCUUCCGGGUUCUUCAGGCCCUGACGGACCCCCUGGACCUAUGGGCCCACCAGGAUUACCCGGUUUGAAGGGAGACUCUGGUAUUAAGGGUGAAAAGGGCCACCCUGGUCUUAUCGGUUUGAUCGGGCCCCCAGGUGAGCAGGGAGAAAAGGGUGACAGAGGUCUGCCAGGCCCCCAGGGAACAUCAGGACCCAAAGGAGACAAUGGUAUUGCUGGCCCCUCAGGUCCUCUUGGUCCCCUGGGACCCCCAGGAUUACCUGGUCCUCCUGGACCUAAAGGAGCUAAGGGAUCAUCGGGUCAAACUGGUCCCAAGGGAGAGACCGGUGUUCCUGGACAACCAGGGCCUCCUGGUCCUCCCGGUGAUGUCAUCCACCCGCUGCCCAUGCAGUCGAAUCCCAAGAGGAGCCGCAGGAACAUCGACGCCAGCCAGAUGAUGGACGAGGCCCACGCCGAUGCCAACUACAAGGACUACGACGACGGCAUGGAGGAGAUCUUCGGAUCCCUCAACUCCCUCAAGCUGGAGAUCGAGCAGAUGAAGCACCCGCUGGGAACGCAGGGCAACCCCGCCCGCACCUGCAAGGACCUGCAACUCUGCCACCCCGACUUCCCCGAUGGUGAAUAUUGGAUCGACCCCAACCAGGGUUGCUCGAGGGACUCGUUCAAGGUCCACUGCAAUUUCACAGCAGGAGGAGAGAGCUGCAUCUACCCUGACAAGAAGUCUGAAGGGACUAGGCUCACCUCCUGGGUAAAGGAGAUCCCUGGCUCCUGGUUCAGUGAAUUCAAACGUGGUAAACUGCUCUCGUACGUGGACGCUGAGGGCAACCCCAUCGGCGUGGUCCAGAUGACCUUCCUGCGUCUGCUGAGCGCGGCCGCCCGCCAGAACCUAACCUACAACUGCUACCAGUCGGUGGCCUGGCACGACCAGGACGGGGACUCGUACGACAAGGCCAUCCGCUUCCUGGGGUCCAACGAUGAGGAGAUGUCCUACGACAAUAACCCCUACAUCAGAGCCGUGGUGGACGGCUGUGCGUUGAAAAAGGGCUAUGAAAAGACAGUACUUGAGAUCAACACACCAAAGGUGGAACAGGUGCCUUUUGUUGACAUAAUGUUCAAUGAUUUCGGCGGAGCCACGCAGAAGUUUGGAUUCGAAGUGGGUCCUGUCUGUUUCAUUGGCUAAGACUGUUUACUGAACAAAAUGGAGAAAAUAAAACACCAUAUUUGUUUUGUUAAAAACAAAACACAUGAAAUGAAUAGGACAAUUUUUAUUUGUGUAAAACAUUCUGUGUUCGCUAGCAACAAGUUUAAAUAAAAUACAAAAAUUCAAGAAGAAUACUAGAAUACAUUUCUGUAGGAUUUCGUAAGAAAUAAUAAUAAAAAAAAGAGCAACCUUGCAACCUCAGUGUGCCUUCUCUAUCACAUGCAAGUUUUGAAACUGGAUAAGUUAGAUACUACCGACCCCUAUCUUCACCCCUGACCUGUAUCUCCGACCUGAAACCUCCACCCACUCCCAGUGCACUUGAUGUAGAUCCAGUCUGCCUGUCCAACGCACCCGAGGCAAACCUUUACCUGGAAUUCCACUGCUUUCAGAAGAGUGCCAUGGACUCCAUCCGAUUCGGCAGUUUUCUUCAUUGUUUUGUUUUGAUCAGUUAAAAAAAAAUAUAUAAUAAUAAUCUCCCUCUUAUCCCGCUUUGAAUAUUUUAUUCAUUGCUUCAUUCAUUCAAUCAUUUCGAAAGCUUUGUUUUGUGCAUUAUUGUCUCGCCAUUCUUCUGAAUGGAGCUUAUAUAUAUAAAUAUAUAUAAAUAUUUUUUUGUAUGUUUGUAAGUACUUUCUGUAUAUUUUUCCAGGUAAUGUUGAUUGAUUCUGGCUUCAAAACGUGCAUGUGACCUUUUUAGGAGAUGAUGGUUAUUGGAAUACAUCAAAUUUGCAGAUACUGAAGUGAGGAAUUGAAUAUGUAAAUUGGAGAUUAGAUGAGGAAUGCUUGUCUUGUUGCUGGUUGUGAAGUACACCUAAUUGUAAUUUAAGAACCGAAUGAAAAUAAAAGUUGGAGAAAAAAAACUCUGCAUUACUAUAUGAGAGUUGAUUUGCAGAAAACAAAAUGUGUCAAGAAAAAAAAUACACAAAAACAUUCCUCCUCUUUUUGUGUCCUCCUGAACAAAGUGCCUAUUUUGGUGGCAUUUGGAGAUUUUAUUAACUUAAUAAACCGUCUUUUUACGUCAUUUUCCCCCCAAUACUUCACUAUCUCUGAUCUAUCAACCUAUAUAUGCAACGUGAGAUGUCACAUUUCAAUGAAGCACAAGAAAUCAAGAAUUAGGUGCUAUUUUCUCUCCUCUGUGGUGCUAUGAUAUUUUCUAGUUUGUUAUUUUGAAAAGUACAGUAAUCUGAUGGUGGUGAUGUUAUCCUGUUACCAUGACUACCCGUCCUGCCUCUGACCCUCUUAGCCAUUACCUCUGGCCAAAUAACAUCUUCACUACAUUCUUAUUUAUGUCCAGGGGUGUUUUAAUGCAUGCCAGUUUGCUUCGUAUUCAUUCAUAGAUCAAUGCAGUAUUUUAUUUUAUGUACUUCUCUGCUUCCAAGGCCCACUUAGUAACUACUCUACCAGUGUCUGAUCAUACUGCAACUUACUUAGAAUGUGUUAAUUGAAAUACGAUUGUACUCGAAUGCCAAAUGUGGGUCUAAUUUAUCGAACUUUCUUAGAUGUCUUUAAAAAAGAAAGUAGAAGCGAUACUGCAAUGUUUCCAUAUCAUGGUUCCAAGACUUGGUGCAUUUUGUGAAUGGAUCUCAGUGUUUGGUGUUAUGUGUAAUGGAUCAUCUUUUUCCACUUCGUCAAGCUUUUUCAUGCUUUCCUUUUUCGGGGGUGGGGUGGAGGUGACUGGUUUGGAAGGGGUAACCGUCAAGUAUUCCAAAGCACAUGACCGCGGAACAGUUUGGAAUUGGUAGCUGAAAUCCUCAACUCUCUUACCAAAGGUUUUGUUUAUACAUAGCUUUAAGUUUCUAGAGGGCCAAGAAUCGACUACAUAGUUUGAAAUCCACUAUUUUUGAAAAUGUUCAAAUGUUCAAAUGAUGAUUAAAAUCAGAUGUAUCAUAUAAAAAUAAAACAUCGAAAACAAAUAAAAAAUAAAAUGAAUAAAAGGAAAAAUGUAGUUUAUAGUUCAUCAGAUUAGCCAGUUUAAAGGAAGAAAAGCCAGAUGAAAAGCUUGUUUUUGUAUUGUUGUUUGGGACUUCUGAUUUACCUGUUGGUUUACUUCCUUUAGCCCCUAGUUAUCCCCUUUGUACAAACUAUGCACUCUGCCUGCUUUUUACCACUGCAACAUCACCACUUUUUACUGUCCUGCAUAAGUAGCUUGUUUUUUGUUAAGUUUUACCGUUUUUACCUUCUAGAUAUGUGACUUGAAACAUUUCUGUUAAAAUAGCUGAAUACACUCAUUGAUAAUCGUUUUAAAAUUUUCAUUUCGAUAAAGCAUGCCAAAUUUAAAAUUUGUGCUCUCAAUAAAAGGACAAAACAAUUUUGUAAAUUUUCAGAACCAGCAGUCGAUAAAGUUUUUUAUUUUUGUUUUUUGUUUUACAUUUGUCUGUUCAUUCAUUUGUUUUUACGGUCUUGUCAAACCUGUGUAAGAGAGGAUAGAAGAUGGUGUUUUUGUCAAUAAAUUCAAGUUUACUGUG